Messenger RNA from Paramecium sonneborni, 798 nucleotides. The record is from the annotation of a GenBank genome assembly. Lineage: Eukaryota; Ciliophora; Oligohymenophorea; Peniculida; Parameciidae.
AAUGUCCUUAGGAUCUAUUUCCGUUAUUCAAAUACUAUUUGUAUAACCAAUAAUUCUAUAUCAAACUUGCGUUGAUUACAAUAUCAAUGAUUGUGAGAAUCAUGGUUGGUCUCUACCUGGAAAAGUUUUCGACUGCUCAGGAAACUUAAUUAUAGGAAAUUAUAUUAAAGAAGAAAUUGUUGAGAAAAAAUUUGAAAUUCCUCCCCAUUAAUUAUUGAGAUUUUCAGUGACUAUUUACAAAAUUGAUUCUUGGGAUAAUGAAGGAUUUGAAAUUUCAGCUAAUGAUAAUAUAAUUUAUACAAAGAUUUUAGGGGAUUAAGAUGGGAAUGGAAAUUUGUGUGGACAAACCGCUUGGAAUGAUAUGCCUUUUUAUUAUGAAAAAGAAAUGAAAAUAUCUGAAUAUGAGUUAUAAGUUAAAUUUUAAAAUCAUUUAGAUUAAGGUCUUGAUGAUGGUAUAUUUUUAGAUUAUGAUAAGAAUAAUGGGGGUUUAGAAAUUUUACUCUAGAAAUUUUAAUUCCUUGUGUUAAUUUUUAUGCGGAAUGCAAUUAUUAGGGAGAAUUAUUUUAAAUGUGUUAGGGAGAUAAGACUUAAUUUCAAUCAGAAAUUCCAUUUGAAAUACGAUCAAUACGAAUGAACAAUAAUACAGUUAUAAUAUUAAGAGGACCUCAUUAUUCUGGAGGAAAUACAUAACAAUAUACAACAAGCCAACCAUGCCUUGAUUCUUACAAAGUAAAAUUAACAAUUUUAUUCAGUUUCCUAAAGUUUUAUAGGUAGAAUGAAAUGAUUGACAUAUCAAAG